Pistacia vera is the source of this 1125-nucleotide messenger RNA. Its product is annotated as DNA-directed RNA polymerases II, IV and V subunit 6A. The transcript has 7 exons. Gene Ontology annotation, cellular component: RNA polymerase I complex; RNA polymerase II, core complex; nucleus. NCBI's taxonomy places the organism in Eukaryota, Viridiplantae, Streptophyta, Magnoliopsida, Sapindales, Anacardiaceae. Gene Ontology annotation, biological process: DNA-templated transcription. Bases 296 to 727 code for a protein of 143 amino acids. The record is from RefSeq and is a predicted model, not a curated record. Gene Ontology annotation, molecular function: DNA-directed RNA polymerase activity; DNA binding.
UUUUAGGAACUCCAAGGAUGAUCUUGUAAUUAAACCCACCGUUACCUUAAAUAACGAAAGAACCCUGAACCCUAAUCUGAAAUUUGCUUUUAACACUGUUAACGAAACAAAUUUCCCUCUUUUGCGCCUGGGCUGCCGCCAACUCCCAGUCAUCACCGCCACGUUGAACCACCACCAGUAGUCGACAUUCGAAUCUCCGGAACCGGGAACCUAGUCUUCAUCGAAAUCUCUGUUCCCUGUUUUGGGGUAGGGCUUUGGGGCAGAAGCAGAAGCGGAACCUAACUUGGGAAUCACCAUGGCCGACGACGAUUACAAUGAUGUGGAUAUGGGAUAUGAGGACGAGCCGGUGGAGCCUGAGAUUGAAGAAGGAGUUGAGGAGGAUGUAGAGAACAAUAACAAUGAAGAUGUUACAGGAGAACCUAUUGAAGCUGAGGACAAAGAAGAUGAGGAAGUUAAAGAAGGAGCUCGGAAAACAUCAAAAUAUAUGACCAAAUAUGAACGUGCCAGAAUCUUGGGUACCAGGGCUCUGCAGAUCAGCAUGAAUGCUCCUGUGAUGGUUGAGUUGGAGGGUGAGACUGACCCACUUGAGAUUGCUAUGAAGGAGCUUCGGGAGCGAAAAAUCCCAUUUACGAUUCGUCGUUACCUUCCAGAUGGAAGUUACGAAGAUUGGGGAGUUGAUGAAUUGAUUGUUGAAGACUCUUGGAAGAGGCAAGUGGGUGGUGGUUGAUGACAGCCUCAACCUAACCAACUGGCUUUAGACUUUGCAUGAGUGGUAAAAGCAAUUGUGGGUUUUAAACUAAUAUCAUUUAGAUUUUUCUGAAGAGUCAUUUUUGGCCUCAAUGUCAUGUAUGUUGUGAGGUUGGAUGUUUGGUUUCUUCUUCAAUUAUGUAUAUAACCAGAAAAGAUCUUGUAUGAGUUGCUGCAAUAUAUCCAGGAUGAAACCAACUUUUUCACUCGCUGUUUAUGAACAACUUAUUUUUUAACAUUGGUGCAGUUUCUCAUUCCCAACAAUGAUGGAGAACUGAUGCCAAUAUGGAGAUCUGAUGUUUGAUAGAAUUGUGCUCAAUUUGCUAAUUAACUCUAUGAUGAUGGCAAUGAAUCUAAAAUAAAUGGAGAUUUUAGACU